AUGCCAAAAGAACAUGAAAAAAAACGACAACUAAAUGAACUACAUGAUAAUAGAAAUAAUAAACGUCAACAAUCAAAUAAUGAACAAAUUUUAAAUCUUCAAAAAUGUUUAAUAUGUAAUCGUCAUUUUACUCAAAAUCGUCUUAUUGAACAUGAACGAGCUUGUAAAGAAUCAAAAAAACUUCAUUUAAAUUCUUUACAUCGCUAUCAUUAUGAUAGUCAAUUACAUCGAUGGAAAGGUCUUGAUUAUGGUAUUAGUACAACUCAAUUAAAUUCUAAACAUAAAGAACUUCAAUCUUUGACUAAACAUUUUCUACAAACUCAUUGGAGAGAAAAACAUCAACAAUUUCAAAAUGUUGUCAAAGGACAAUAUAAUCAUCCAGCAGAUGAUUUAAUUCAAUCGUCAAACGAUCGUCCAUAUCAAUGUUCUCUAUGUCAAAGAAAGUUUGCUACUGAAAAUGCCAUAACUAAACAUCAAAAAGGUUGUACAGGCAAUCGACAGAUAGGUGUACAAAGUCGCAAUAUAAGAAAUAAAAAUGUUAAAUAUUAA
Molecule: messenger RNA, 549 nt
Organism: Rotaria sordida
Lineage: Eukaryota; Metazoa; Rotifera; Eurotatoria; Philodinida; Philodinidae
Source: the annotation of a GenBank genome assembly